AUGAAUUCAUUACAUAUAUUAUAUAAGAACGAUAAGACAGUUGUACAAUUUACACCAAAUACAUUUUUAUCUGAAAUUUUAAAGAAAGGAUGUACACAAUUUAAAUUAGCUGAUGUAUCACUUUAUGCAUUAACACAUAAUCAAAAACCAGUGAAUCUUUCAUUACCAUUUAGAUUAUCAGGUAUACCAAAUUCUAGUAGAGUAACUAUUGUAGAUAAUAACGCUGCAAGAGGUGUUUUAGAGCUUCGUAUAGCAAUUCAGCUUCAAGAUGGUACUAGACUUCAAUCUAAAUUCAAAACAACUGCAACUCUAUGGGAUAUCCUAUUGCAAUUCGAACAACAAAAUCAAUCGUUGAAUUUAUUAAAGAAGAUCGACCCUGAUACCUCAAACUAUUUCUUGCCUACAAUGAUCAUUUUGAAUAAAGAGUAUGAUAGGAUUGAAGAACUUCAGAAAUCAACUUUACAAAAAUUGAUGAUCACAGAGUCUAUUGUUAUCAACUUCAAACAUAAAUUGUCCGAUCAAUCAUAUGAUAGUUUAAAGGAUCUAGUUGAAGGUUAUCAACCACCAGUUGUCACAUCACCAGCUAUUGUCUCACCACCAGCUAUUGUCUCGCCACCAACUAAAACAACAACAGUAACAACAACUACAGCCACUGUAGUGUCACCUCCUACCACAACUGUAGUUGAAUCUUCACCACCAACAGCACAGGUACCAACAUCGAAAGUUGUAUCGCCAACACAAGAAGCUUCCAAAACAGUACAGACCACAUCUCCAUCGACCACCACCACCACCAGCACAGCAACUACCUCGACUGUAAUCACUCCAACAACACACAGCACUACUACCAGCACCACCACUACCGAUGAUACACCGAAACCAGAAACAGAGGGAUCGACAAAAUCAGAGGAUCAACCUAUGACUGAUAACAACCAAACCAGUUUCUUUGAAAAAGCAACUGCACUACUGCAACAGUUUUCAAGUUCAACAUACGAAGAAUAUAUGGAGAAAAAACAACCACAAAAGAAAAAGAAACCUGAAGUUGAACCACAAGCACCAAGCGAAAGAAAACUUACUGUAUAUAUUCCACUUGAAGAAGAAUUAGACCCAUCAACUAUUGUAUUUGAUGAGACAUUUACUUCUGAAGACUUUAAAAGAUUAACAGAGGCAAACAAGAGAAUAAAAAAAGAAAAAGAACAAUAUGAAUCAAUUUUAAGAACAAAGGAAAUGAGAGAAACCUAUUAUGAUCAGAAAACAAAGAAAUACGUUGAUACUUCUAUUAGAUUGAUAUUCCAUGACAGAAGAAUGUUGGAGAUGAAAUUCUUGACCAAAGAAAGAAUACAAAGACUUCAUGAUUACCUAGUCACCUUAUUGGAUGAGCCUAUCGCUAAUUUUUAUUUGUAUGUUUCUCCACCAAAACAAGAAUUGGAUUUAUCAAAGACAUUCAAGUCUUCUGAAUUAUUCCCAGCAGCAAAUAUUUAUGUUGGUUUAAAAAGUAAUGAUCCAAUUAAAUUUAAACCGGAAGUUGAGCAGCUAUUUACUACUGCCUAUGAAGCAGCCAAUAGAGAGCUUCCUAAAAAGAAAUCUCCAGUGUUACCAAAAAAGACUGAGGAACCAACACCUACAACCACCACAACCACAACUACCAAUGAACAAACAACAACAACUGAUACCACAAUGACAGAUACCAAAGAAAACGAAACAACCGAACUACCAAUGGAAGAAGAUGAUGAUUUGGAAAAGAAGUCAAGCAAACCACAAAACACCAAGACCGUUCCAAAAUGGUUCCAAAAAGGAAAAAAUAUAUAA
Molecule: messenger RNA, 1806 nt
Organism: Heterostelium album PN500
Lineage: Eukaryota; Evosea; Eumycetozoa; Acytosteliales; Acytosteliaceae
Product: UBX domain-containing protein
Exons: 6
Coding region: 1-1806 (601 amino acids)
Molecular function (GO): protein binding
Source: RefSeq, a predicted model, not a curated record